Molecule: messenger RNA, 1136 nt
Organism: Pseudovirgaria hyperparasitica
Lineage: Eukaryota; Fungi; Ascomycota; Dothideomycetes; Acrospermales; Acrospermaceae
Product: farnesyltransferas-like protein
Exons: 3
Coding region: 177-1109 (310 amino acids)
Biological process (GO): protein farnesylation; protein geranylgeranylation
Cellular component (GO): CAAX-protein geranylgeranyltransferase complex; protein farnesyltransferase complex; cytoplasm
Molecular function (GO): protein farnesyltransferase activity; CAAX-protein geranylgeranyltransferase activity
Source: RefSeq, a predicted model, not a curated record
AACCCAGUGAACAGCCCCGUGCCGCGGUUCUAACACCGAAGUCAAUCCGCCAGCCGCUUGGAAAAGUAGAAGUGUAACCCGUCGUCACCCUUGCACCCACCGUGCAACGCUUUCCUACUCGACAGGAGGCAAAGCAAGUUGCAUUACGUCUUGCAGAAAUCAACGACCCAGUCACUAUGUCGAGAUAUGCCGGAAACAUAGUAUGGGAGGGCCUAGCGCCGAUUCCGCAAAAACACGAAGGAGCUACGCCGCUAGCCACGAUAGCAUACAAGGAAGAAUAUGUUGAAGCAAUGUCUUAUCUGAGGGCUGUCAUGGCGGUGAAUGAAUGCAGCGAAAGAGCUCUGAGCCUCACCGAAGACAUCAUUCGCAUGAACCCUGCUCACUAUACUGUCUGGCUAUAUCGAUGCAAGAUUAUCUUCACUCUCAACAAGAGUCUCUGUAACGAGAUUGAAUGGGUCAACAAUAUCUCCUUAAAGUACCUCAAGAACUACCAAAUAUGGCAUCACCGCCAAACCAUAAUCGACAAACUCGGUUCUGCAGAGGGGGAGACGGCAUUCAUUGACCAGAUGCUCGAAAAAGACGCGAAGAACUAUCAUGUAUGGAGUUAUCGUCAAUGGCUAGUCAAGAGGUUUGACCUUUGGAACCAAAUGGAGCUAGACUUUGUUAAGAAGCUAUUAGAGCAAGACUUGAGGAAUAACUCGGCUUGGAACCAUCGAUUCUUUGUCGUUUUUGGCAAACCGAACACUAGUGCACCAACCGACAAGGCUAUACUAGGUAGAGAGAAGACAUUUGCGGAAGAGGCCAUACGCAAAGCGCCCCAGAACCAAAGCCCUUGGAAUUACCUUCGAGGUAUCUACAGGCAGUCCAAAGAAUCGAUAGUAGAGCUAAGUCCCUUCGUGCGCGAGUUCUGUGGCAUCAACGAGAACGACUUGGUACAGUCAAGCCAUGCAUUGGACGUCUUUGCUGAGAUACACGGCGAUAUCCCGGAGACCCAGCUCAUGGCAGCAAAAGCUCUGGAUCUACUUGCUAUGCGCUACGAUCCAAUCCGUGUCAAUUACUGGAACUAUCGCAAAAGACAAAUUGAAGACCAGACAACAGUUGCCGCUUGACCCUGUUUCGAGGCGGUUCAUUGUGAA